UUGGUUCACUGUUUAGAGAGGACAUAAGACAGAUCCAAAUGUAUAGCCUAGAUACCAUCACUAAAUAUGUCAAAAGCCUUAACAUCUCAGCUAUUUGAAAUAGUGAAGCACAUCAUACACUAUCAUAUAGUAAGACUUAGAAUACAUUCUAUACAAUAAACGACAUGUUAUUAUACAAUAUCUGUAGGCUAUAAAAUGCUAAUACUGUAUAUAACAUCGGUGGAAUAAUAUACAACGUGGCCGUAUAAUCUACCUAUUGUUAUAACUCGAAAGGGAAUUUAUUCAAGAAUCAGUUUUGCAUUGCAGUGAUUUCCCGAGAAGCGGUCAGUCAAUCCACAGGUCUACUGAACCCCCAACGCUGAUUUGUGGCUGAAACUGACUGAGUCACUUGCUUGUGUAGACCACUAACAAAACUCCGAAAAACAGGACAAAAUUGUCACAGCAAGUUCAAUCCCAAACCUUGGUAGGAUGGAUUAACCUCUAGAUUUGCCUGACUGGACACUCCAGGUGUCGGCAGCACCCAAUGUCCUUUCUACGUGAUGAGUGUGACCUGAGGAGGACUCUGGAUUUGUUAGACCGAACCGCUAACACCUCUGGACUCUUCCACCCAAGUUUCUCCCUCCGUUUGCCACUCGUACGGCACGGGUACUGACAUGAAGAAAGUGGCCCAGUGGUCAACAGAGGACGUGCGCCAGUGGCUGACCAAUGAGGGGAUGCAGGAAUACUCUGAGGCCUUCCGCCACCUGGACGGCCAGGGUCUCCUGCAGCUCUCCAAGGCGGACUUCCAGACAGCCCCUCUGGUCCUUGUCACCUCGGACAGAGGCAGACAGCUUUUGGACAAGAUGGAGACUCUCAGAAUAGAGCACCACAUUGAAGCACAUAAAAAUGGGCACACCAACGGACACUCCAUCUUGACCGUCAUCAAUGAGGUAAAUGGGAACAAGCCCAAGAGUAACGGUCUGAUCAAUGGGUUUCACAAGGAACGGGUUCAGAUCCCCAUGCCUGAGAUCAACCGCUCUCCGUUCCCUGAAGAGUGGGGGAAGACUGGCGUGGCUUGCAUCUACGCCAUGGUCUGCUUCGUCUGCACCACCAUCAUUAUCUCCGUGGUCCACGAACGCGUGCCUCCCAAAGAGGCUACUCCGCCCCUGCCAGACAAGUUCUUUGACUUUUUUGACCGAGUAGACUGGGCUUUUUCCAUAUGCGAAAUCAACGGCAUGAUACUGGUCAGCCUGUGGCUUCUACAGUUGACACUGUUAAAAUAUAGGUCCAUCGUUGGUCGACGUUUCUUCUUCAUCGUUGGCACACUGUACCUAUACAGGUGUAUCACCAUGUACAUAACCACACUCCCUGUGCCAGGAAUGCAUUUCAAGUGCUCUCCUAAGCUGUUUGGUGACUGGGAGUCCCAAAUGCGGCGAGUCAUGAAGAUGAUUGCAGGAGGAGGCCUCACCAUCACUGGCUCGCACCACAUGUGUGGGGACUACCUUUACAGUGGCCACACAGUCAUGCUGACACUCAGCUAUCUCUUCAUUAAAGAAUACUCUCCGAAACGGUUCUGGUGGUACCAUUUGAUCUGCUGGCUGCUCUGUGCUGUAGGCCUCUUCUGCAUUCUCUUGGCUCAUGACCACUACUCCAUAGACGUGGUGGUGGCUUACUUUAUCACCACACGCCUAUUCUGGUGGUACCACACCAUGGCCAACCAGCAAGUGCUGAAGGAAUCAUCGCAGAGCAACCUUUUCUCAAGGGUGUGGUGGUACCGAAUUUUCCAGUACCUGGAACAAAAUGUCACAGGCAUCGUCCCUCGGAACUACCGGAUGCCGCUGUCAUGGCCACCGGCCCAAUGGAGUCAAGUGAAGUACAGCCGGAUUGAAACACAGUGCCCGUGACAGCGGGAAGUGAUCUAAUCACAAGAAGAUGCCCUAUCUAUCAAACUCUGAUGCUGUUCCAUCUCCCUUUAACUUUCUCCUGUAACAUGCACUCCAGUCCAACUGGCUAGUACUGUGACAACCAUCGUUUCAGCCAAAACAUUUCACAUUGGAAAACAAUCAGUCUAUCCUCUCGAGGCUACUCUCAAAGUAAUGGUUUCCAGUGGGUGGAUCGCAAGCAUUUCAAAAAUGGGUCCAGAUCUAUUUCAGCUAGCAACAGGAAAUCUGUUAGUUAAAGGCUAAUAUUUCCCUCUGUAACCAGUUACUGAAAUGUUAUUAAAUAAACAUGUUUGUCACAGCGAUUGGGCUGUUCCAAAAGUUUGGUGUUAUCAUGCUCAGAUGUUUUACCAAGUUUUGGUUGAAAAUAGCUUUGAGAACUGACCUGUCGUGAAGCAGGAGGUGUUUUUUGUAGUGACUUACAUUUUUGUAGCUGUCUAAAAUAAGCUUGGCCAAGGUGUAAACAAUUUUCUAAGCAUAUAACAGGUUUAUUAUUCAAAUUAAUGCUUUAGAUUUUUACAGUUAGGAGACUAGAGCGAAAAGGAGAACUUAGUCACAAUAUUCCUCAGUGCCUUUCUUGUUGUGAUUGUACAGUAAGUGUAUCAGUGUCCUCAUUAAUGUUGACUUGAAUGACCGUUUUUAAAGUGCUACAUCAGUAUUUCCACUUGAACAGAUAGGAGGGUGCUUAAAUGAACCUGACGCUGAUCACCGAUUACAGCAUAGACAGUUGAGCAAUUAUGACUCCAUGACAUUUUCUCCCUGUUUCUGAAUGUAAAGAAUCAUGUAAUUCUUUUAAUCAUGUCAGUGUCUUUCCAAGAGAAGUCAUGUUUGCUUAAAAAAAUAGAAAAUCAUGAAUAAUUUGUUAUUUUCCAUUGAUUUAUUUAUUACAUCGAUAAUUUCUUGUGUUUCUGCUUGGGAUAUUGGAUUCCCAUGUCAUUUCUUGCCUAUUAUGCCAAAUAGCUGCAUUGUUUGGGCUGUCCUUUGACCCAAAGGUUAGGUCAGUGUGAUGGAGAGGGAGGUUAAAAGCAAGGUUUUAUUGAGUGGUCCUGACAAUUUCUCAGCUUACUGAUGAUGACUGACCCAAAUGCCCCUCUCCUCAACUUAUAUGUAUACCUCAGAAGUGUCGCGUUAACCACCCAAUGAGAAGAGCUGAUUAUGGUGUAACCAUGGAAGAAAUCAAUCCAAAAGGAAAUAAAUAAUAUUUAGCACACCUUAA
This is a messenger RNA of Salmo salar (Atlantic salmon), 3135 nucleotides long. Its product is annotated as phosphatidylcholine:ceramide cholinephosphotransferase 1. Gene Ontology annotation, molecular function: sphingomyelin synthase activity; ceramide cholinephosphotransferase activity; protein binding. Gene Ontology annotation, biological process: sphingomyelin biosynthetic process; ceramide biosynthetic process. The record is from RefSeq and is a predicted model, not a curated record. Lineage: Eukaryota; Metazoa; Chordata; Actinopteri; Salmoniformes; Salmonidae. Gene Ontology annotation, cellular component: endoplasmic reticulum membrane; Golgi membrane; plasma membrane.